Molecule: messenger RNA, 2657 nt
Organism: Nomascus leucogenys (northern white-cheeked gibbon)
Lineage: Eukaryota; Metazoa; Chordata; Mammalia; Primates; Hylobatidae
Gene: DVL3
Product: dishevelled segment polarity protein 3
Biological process (GO): canonical Wnt signaling pathway; intracellular signal transduction
Cellular component (GO): cytosol
Molecular function (GO): frizzled binding
Source: RefSeq, a predicted model, not a curated record
GGCGCGCCGGGGCGGGGCAGCGCCGGGCCGGAGGAGGGGAGCGGGCCGGGACGAAGCCCUGGGCCGGGAGGGCCGCGGCCACCGGAAGAGUCGCGGUCGCCAGUCCAGUCGGGAGAGUGGGGAGCGGAAGCGGCGGCCGCGGCGUUGGCGGGCGGCACUGGGACCCGGGAGCGGCCGGAGAACAAGGGAGCUGGCGCCGCCGGCAGCCGCCGAGCUGGGUUGAGCCGCUGGGCCGCGCCGCGCGCCGCCGCCGUCUGGGAGGCUCGGCCCGGCCGCCCGAGCAGGCCGCGCGCGGGCCGCCGGGCCCGAGGCCGGAGCCAUGGGCGAGACCAAGAUCAUCUACCACUUGGAUGGGCAGGAGACGCCGUACCUUGUGAAGCUGCCCCUGCCUGCCGAGCGCGUCACCUUGGCGGACUUUAAGGGCGUUUUGCAGCGACCCAGCUAUAAGUUCUUCUUCAAGUCUAUGGACGACGAUUUCGGAGUGGUGAAGGAGGAGAUCUCGGAUGACAAUGCCAAGCUACCGUGCUUCAAUGGCCGGGUGGUGUCCUGGCUGGUGUCAGCUGAGGGCUCACACCCAGACCCAGCCCCCUUCUGUGCUGACAACCCAUCGGAGCUGCCACCACCUAUGGAGCGCACGGGAGGCAUCGGGGACUCCCGACCCCCAUCCUUCCACCCUCAUGCUGGUGGGGGCAGCCAGGAGAACCUGGACAAUGACACAGAGACGGACUCUUUGGUGUCUGCCCAGCGAGAGCGGCCACGCCGGAGGGAUGGCCCAGAGCAUGCAACCCGGCUAAAUGGAACUGCGAAGGGGGAGCGGCGGCGAGAACCAGGGGGUUAUGAUAGCUCAUCCACCCUUAUGAGCAGCGAGCUGGAGACCACCAGCUUCUUUGACUCAGAUGAGGAUGACUCCACCAGCAGGUUCAGCAGCUCCACAGAACAGAGCAGCGCCUCACGCCUGAUGAGAAGACACAAGCGGCGGCGGCGGAAGCAGAAGGUUUCUCGGAUUGAGCGGUCCUCGUCCUUCAGCAGCAUCACGGACUCCACCAUGUCACUCAACAUCAUCACGGUCACUCUCAACAUGGAGAAAUAUAACUUCUUGGGCAUCUCCAUCGUGGGCCAAAGCAACGAGCGUGGUGACGGCGGCAUCUACAUUGGCUCUAUCAUGAAGGGUGGAGCCGUGGCUGCUGAUGGACGCAUCGAGCCAGGAGAUAUGCUGUUACAGGUAAACGAGAUCAACUUUGAGAACAUGAGUAAUGACGAUGCAGUCCGGGUACUGCGGGAGAUUGUGCACAAACCGGGGCCCAUCACCCUGACUGUAGCCAAGUGCUGGGACCCAAGUCCACGUGGUUGCUUCACAUUGCCCAGGAGCGAGCCCAUCCGGCCCAUUGACCCUGCGGCCUGGGUCUCCCACACUGCAGCCAUGACCGGCACCUUCCCUGCAUACGGCAUGAGCCCCUCCCUGAGCACCAUCACCUCCACCAGCUCCUCCAUCACCAGUUCCAUCCCUGACACAGAGCGCCUAGACGACUUCCACUUGUCCAUCCACAGUGACAUGGCUGCCAUCGUAAAAGCCAUGGCCUCCCCUGAAUCAGGGUUGGAGGUCCGUGACCGCAUGUGGCUCAAGAUUACCAUCCCUAAUGCUUUCAUCGGCUCAGAUGUGGUGGACUGGCUGUACCACAAUGUGGAAGGCUUCACGGACCGGAGGGAGGCCCGCAAGUAUGCCAGCAACCUGCUGAAAGCUGGCUUCAUCCGCCAUACCGUCAACAAGAUCACCUUCUCCGAGCAGUGCUACUACAUCUUCGGCGACCUCUGCGGCAACAUGGCCAACCUGUCUCUCCACGAUCACGAUGGCUCCAGUGGCGCUUCUGACCAGGACACACUGGCCCCUUUGCCGCACCCGGGGGCCGCCCCUUGGCCCAUGGCUUUCCCGUACCAGUACCCGCCACCCCCGCACCCCUACAACCCCCACCCGGGCUUCCCGGAGCUGGGCUACAGCUACGGCGGGGGCAGCGCCAGCAGUCAGCACAGCGAAGGCAGUCGGAGCAGUGGCUCCAACCGUAGCGGCAGCGAUCGGAGGAAGGAGAAGGACCCGAAGGCCGGGGACUCCAAGUCUGGGGGCAGCGGCAGCGAAUCGGACCACACCACACGCAGCAGCCUGCGGGGGCCGCGGGAGCGGGCGCCCAGCGAGCGCUCAGGGCCAGCGGCCAGCGAGCACAGCCACCGCAGCCACCAUUCCCUGGCCAGCAGCCUUCGCAGCCACCACACCCACCCAAGCUACGGCCCUCCCGGAGUGCCCCCUCUCUACGGCCCCCCCAUGCUGAUGAUGCCCCCGCCGCCCGCGGCCAUGGGGCCCCCAGGAGCCCCUCCGGGCCGCGACCUGGCCUCAGUGCCCCCGGAACUGACCGCCAGCAGACAAUCCUUCCGCAUGGCCAUGGGAAACCCCAGUGAGUUCUUUGUGGAUGUGAUGUGAGCAGGGCCCCUCCCCCACCUCCAUUCCGCUCCCACCCCAGCCGGCUGCGUUCCUCUCUCCGUCCGUCUUUUUUACUUUGUCUGGUACCUGAAAGGGAAAUAAACGGAACUAAAUCCAGGUGCGCUAACUGCUCGCAGGGUGCUGCGAGGGUGGGGUGCACCUACCGAUUGGCUCUGCAGCCCCCUAA